CACCAGCACUUGCCCGAGGUGCGCCGGAUCAAGGCGCACACGCACCUGCCCAAGCGGGUGCUGAAGGCGGCGCUCGUCAAGAAGACAGUGCGCGGCACGCAGCAGAAGCGCGAGAAGAACCGGCGCGCGCACUCGGCGCCGGGGGCGGUGCCAAAGGUGCAGCGGAAGAAGAAGCAGGUGUGGAGCGUGCAGGAAUGA
This is a messenger RNA of Emiliania huxleyi CCMP1516, 198 nucleotides long. RefSeq lists its product as hypothetical. The record is from RefSeq and is a predicted model, not a curated record. Lineage: Eukaryota; Haptophyta; Isochrysidales; Noelaerhabdaceae. The transcript has a single exon. The annotation marks the transcript as partial.